Molecule: messenger RNA, 135 nt
Organism: Dibothriocephalus latus
Lineage: Eukaryota; Metazoa; Platyhelminthes; Cestoda; Diphyllobothriidea; Diphyllobothriidae
Source: the annotation of a GenBank genome assembly
AUGAUGCGUCGAAAAUUACUGAUUCGACUUGUCGCAUUUUACGGAGACAUGGUAGUUGGACGUCCCUUAAUCUGGCCGGAGCAGUAUGGUGGUGGUGGUGGUGUUGGUGGUGGUGGUGGUGGUGGUGGUGGUGGU